This is a messenger RNA of Didymella exigua CBS 183.55, 1020 nucleotides long. RefSeq names its product short chain dehydrogenase/reductase. Bases 82 to 843 code for a protein of 253 amino acids. NCBI's taxonomy places the organism in Eukaryota, Fungi, Ascomycota, Dothideomycetes, Pleosporales, Didymellaceae. The transcript is spliced from 6 exons. The record is from RefSeq and is a predicted model, not a curated record.
AAUCAGCCAGCUUACCUUCUCGAUUGAAAACCAAUCUUCCCUAAUCCUUGUCCUGAUACCCUGCCCGCGCGAUCUCAAACCAUGCCCUACUCGCUCAAAGGCCGCAACGUCCUGGUGACAGGCGGCUCAGCCGGACUCGGCGAGCUCCUCUCCACCACCUUUGCCAGAGAAGGAUGUAACGUCGCCAUCAACUACUUCAACCGCCUCGAGCCCGCGCAGAGCGUGCAGCGCGAAUGCAAAGCCGCGGGUGUUAAGGCUGUGUUGAUCAAAGCGGACAUGACCAAUACCGACGAGGCGAGGAGGGCUGUCAGGGAGACGAUUGACAUGCUGGGCGGUAUUGAUAUUGUGCUUGCUAAUGCGGGGUGGACUCGGUUCUGCGAUUGGAAAGACCAUGAGGGGAUGAGCGAGGAGGAGUGGGAUAAGUGCUGGGCCGCUAACGUCAAGGUCCCGCGUGCGCUGCUACUCGCUGCGAAGCCCACCUUUGAUGCUAAUCCUGAGGGAGGCUUGAUGAUCACUACUGGCUCGAUAGCGGCCAUCAGCCAGGGCGGCUCGAGCAUGCCGUACAGCGUGACCAAAGCCGCGCAGCUGCACCUGGUGAAAUGCCUCGCCGUGACCAUGGGGCCCAAGAUCCGCGUCAACACGGUCCUGCCGGGCCUGCUGCUGACGGAGUGGGGCAGGAAGUUCAGCGCGGAGCGCAUCGAGGCGCUGAAAAACGCGGCCGUGCUGAAGAAGGACACGGACCUGGCCGACUGCGUGGAUGCGUUUGUGAUGCUCGCCCGCAAUGCGAGCAUGACGGGGAUGCGGAUCCAGGUCGACGCGGGGCUGAACGUGCAGGGCGCGUAGGCUAGAUGCUACUCACCCCGGCAGUAUGAAUAGUAGAUGGAGGUCCGGCUCAGUCCUCAAUCGUUUCCGUGUCGUCCAGCGCGCGCAUGACUUCCUCCAUGUCUCCCGGGCUUGUGAUUGCCCACACGCCGCCCCCUUUCACGGCGCCUUUCAUCCCGACCUCCUUGCCGACGAGGU